CUUUUAAGAAAUUUAACUUUUCUGCUAAGAAUAUUUCAAUUUAUAAUUUAGAAACAACAGAAGAAAGCAAUAAAGACAAUGAUAAUAAAGGUAAUGAUAAUUAUGAUAGUGAUGAUAAUAGUGAUAUGAAUUCAAUAACAGUUGCAAUGUUGUUACAAAACACAGUAGAAAGUACUAAAAGGUUUCUGAAAGAAAGUAACGAAUGUAAGAUAUCUACAUUGCCCUUGAAACCUAUUCCAAGUGAUAUUGAUAUUGCAACUUUACAAACACCUAAACAUAUUAAUGUUCUGGCUGAAGAAUUGGGACUGAUUCUGAAUGAGCUUUCAUUCACAUGUGUUAGGCAACCUUCACAAGGACCAGCAUUUGGCAUCAAAGAAGGAGCAUUUGGUGAUGGAUAUGCUCAAGUUGACAAAUUCAAUUUAUAUUUAACAGAAGAUAUACAUGCUGUUACAACCUAUGUUUCAUGA
Racocetra fulgida is the source of this 467-nucleotide messenger RNA. The record is from the annotation of a GenBank genome assembly. Lineage: Eukaryota; Fungi; Glomeromycota; Glomeromycetes; Diversisporales; Gigasporaceae.